Messenger RNA from Sclerotinia borealis F-4128, 1440 nucleotides. The record is from the annotation of a GenBank genome assembly. Lineage: Eukaryota; Fungi; Ascomycota; Leotiomycetes; Helotiales; Sclerotiniaceae.
AUGGAGGCUUCCCCACCAGAAUGGAAAGGGGGAUUUAGGCCCAGGAGUUCUCUCGGGAAUGGCCCACUGCCUAACGAUGGAGUUGAUCGUACACCGACUGAGAGAUAUCUCUACAGAUCCAGAUCAUCGUAUAGCGUUGAUGGAUGGUCUCGAAAGUUCCACGCGUCUGACGGACGAGUACGAUAUAUGGAACGUAAAGCUUUAGGCCCGAUGGCAACAAACAGUAACACCUUCCUUGGCUUACCUUGCGAUCAUAAAGACCGAUGGCACAUAGGAGAGUAUCAUUGGACUGGUCCAUCACCUACGAGAUCUAAGCCUUGUGGGCAGAAAGUACCAUAUUACUUAAAUGGCUAUAGUUGUUCUUCGAAUUGGCUGCUCAAAAACUUGAUGACUUUAACCUAUCCAAUUAGAGAGAAUAUCUACAGACUUACCAUUACAAAACUGCCGUCCACCGGAUAUUCCCAUCUCUAUUGGUUAACUACAGACGAUCAAUUAGUACACCCCUUGAUGUACGCUGGCUCGGGCGCCGCAGCGGUAUCUCCAGAGUACGAGAGUAUUCCAACACUUGAAAACAUGGUCAGCUCAAUCCGGUGUUAUGUCGAGGGAGAGUUCUGUUGGAUAAGAGGAUUUGCCGAAGCUUUAAGAAGGCGACGACAUAAUGGCAGUCAGGAGGCGAAGGAGGUUUUGAUCGAUUUUCUGGGGUUCAUCAGCAUGCGCAUUAAAUCCUUAACAUGGCUAAAACGAAACAAAUUAUUCCACCCUUGCAUAAAGCACAUCUCUAUCGACUUUGAUUCUCUAGAUGAAUUCAACGUACCCUUUACGGACGAUUUCGUUUCCCUAUGCAGUUACAUAUCAUCAAAUCUCCCUAACCUUGAAUCUGUGAUCCUUUGGUUAAGAAUCACAGAAGAUGAUUUCCAAAGUGUCUUGAGAUCUCCCUUAAGUUUCUCGUGGGUCCGGUCAUUCAGAGCACUACCAGUUAGGAAGGUUGAUAUUUGCCCAAUGUUGACGAGUUACCAAUUAUCAACGAGAACUAGGAUUUUUAGGUUGAAAGGUUGCGUAGGUGCCAGGCUUGGUUACUUCUGGAAGGAGCACUCUGAGGCCGAUGGGGAACGAAGCCUCCUUGUCGACGAUGUGAACAAAGAGAGGGGGCUGAUUCAACAUAUAUUGACACCAGGCUCCAAGCUGUGGGGCUACAUCGAUGACAUUGAUGAUGAGACUUACAUCUCAUUACAGUACAUGGAGGGUUGGAACAGCUACACUGACGAUAUUGCUGACGACGCUUACAUCUCACUACAAUAUAUGGAGAGGUGGAAUGAUGAUCAACACGAAAAUCACCUGGCCGCACCUCUCGACGUUUCAAAAAGAGCAAGGCAAUUAUUGAAUCACCUCGAAGAGAUCCUCCUCGUCGUUUUCUUUCAGGUGGUAGCUGGCGAAGAUUAA